Molecule: messenger RNA, 414 nt
Organism: Staurois parvus
Lineage: Eukaryota; Metazoa; Chordata; Amphibia; Anura; Ranidae
Source: the annotation of a GenBank genome assembly
AUGGCGGCUUCUCACUGGGGGCUGAUCAUGAACGUGGUGAACAGCAUUGUUGGGGUCAGCGUGCUGACUAUGCCGUUCUGCUUCAAAGAGUGCGGCGUUGCGCUGGGCACUCUGCUCCUCAUGUUGUGCUGUUGGAUGACCCAUCAGUCCUGCAUGUUCCUCGUCAAAUCGGCCAGCGUGACCAAACGCAGGACCUACGCCGGGCUCGCCUUCCACGCCUAUGGAAAAGCUGGGAAAAUGCUGGUGGAGACGAGUAUGAUUGGACUGAUGCUGGGGACUUGCAUCGCCUUCUAUGUUGUCAUCGGAGACCUGGGAUCCUCCUUCUUUGCCCGCUUACUUGGCCUUCAGGUGACCGAGGGUUUCCGUAUCUUCCUCCUCUUCGCCAUCUCUCUGUGCAUCGUUCUCCCACUGAGC